ACAGAGGUGAGUGACGACAUGGGGGAGCCAGCCCAGGGGCGAGAAGAGCUCUCCCGCCCGGGGAGCGGAGGAGGCGCACGAGAAGGCGGUGCCUUUCGGAGGAAGUUUGCGCACCGACUGAAGAGGAGAGAGAGAAAAACACCCCCCUGAUCCGAAGCGGCUGAGCGGCUCUUGAGAAGAGGCGCGCAGCUCCCCCACGCCAGCCGCCUCUCCUGCAGACCGGCCCCGGGAGCGCUCGGAGCCGCUCUCGCCUUCCCGCAGCUCGUGUCCGGCGCUGUAGCCCCUGCCCGCGCCAUGGGCGGCUCUGCCUCCAGCCUGCUGGACGAGAGCAAAUGCAGCUACAUCCGAGGGAAAACCCAGGCUGUAAUCAAAAACUUCAGCCCACACUACCAACGCCAGUAUGCUGUUGCUUUUUGUAAGCACAUACAAAAUGAACUGGAACAGCACCGAAACUUCCAGUCUCAAUUCCUGAAAACCAAGCCCCCUGUGGAAUCUGGGAUGAUCUUGUAUGAAGCAGAGUUGUUGCAUUUUGCUGAAGAUCUGAAGAAAUGGAAGGAGAGAUAUAUUGUGAUCAGAAACGACUAUGCAGUGCAAAGCUUUGAGAGCAAAGAGGCUUACCAGAAGGGAGUCAGCCCUAAAUAUCGUAUUCUUCCUGCAGGAGGCAAAGUACUGACCUCAGAAGAAGAUUACAAUUUGCUGUCUGAUAAGCAUUUUCCAGACCCAGUUGCUUCUAAUGAGAAGGAAAAUGCCCAGGCAUUUGUUCUCCUGCCAAAAGAGUUUCCAGUUUACCUGUGGCAGCCCUACCUCAAACACAGUUACUACUGUUUCGAGGAUCCAGAAGCUCAGAAACAAUUUAGUGCAGUGCUGAAUGACUGUGUCAGACACUUAAACCAAGAUUUUCUCAAGCAGACCACGUUUGACGCGCAGGCAUUUUUAGAAGCUGUCCAGUUCUUCCGUCAGGAGAAAGGCCACUAUGGGUCUUGGGAAAUGAUAACUGGCAAUGAAAUUCAGAUCUUGAGCAACCUUGUGAUGGAGGAGCUCCUGCCUAACCUUCAGACCAUGCUCCUGCCUAAAAUGAAAGGAAAGAGGAAUGAUAAGAAGAGGGUUUGGUUUGCGAUUGUAGAAGAAACAUACAAUCUGGUCCAGGAGCAGGUUUCAGAAGGAUUAAACACCUUGAAGGAAGAAUGUAAAGAUCUUACAAAGAAUCUAGAAGGAACCAUUCGUUCAGACAUGGAUCAGAUUUUGAACUCAAAGAACUAUUUAGCUGGAAAAAUCAAAGCAACAGUCUCCGAGCCUGCUGAGAAGUGCUGCAUGGAGAAUAUCCAGCCAUUUUUGCCUUCCAUAUUGGAAGAGCUCAUGGGCCCAGUGAGCUCUGGAUUCAGUGAAGUCCGUUUGCUCUUUGAAAAAGAAGUUAAUGAGAUCAGCCAGGACUUCCAGAAGACAAAUGAUGCCACAAAGCUGAAGGAAAAUUUGAAGCAGCUGAUGAACCUGCCAUUCAACUCUGUGAAAAUGGAACCUUGCUAUCUGAAAGUCAAUCUCCUCCAGGAACAACUCCAGGACCUCAAAAGCCGCUUCAAAUUCUACCAUAUUGAUUUUGUGGUUCAGAGGACGCAGAACUUCAUGCAGGAGCUUAUGGAAAAUGCAGUGUAUACUUUUGAACAACUUCUCAGUCUGAGUAGCCAAGGAGAUACAGUGAAAAUUUCAACUGCCAUUGAAAAAGUCAAACUACGAGUACUGAAGCAAUAUGAUUAUGACAGCAGUACUAUACGGAAGAAAAUAUUUCAGGAAGCAUUGGUACAAAUCACAUUGCCCACAAUGCAGAAGACACUGGCUUCAGCUUGCAAACCAGAGUUGCAGAAAUAUGAACAGUACAUCUUUGCUGAUUACACCAGAGUGAUACAAGUAGAGAAUGUCUAUGAAGAGAUUUUAUUUCAGACAUUGCUUGAUGAAACCCUAAAAGUAAUAAAAGAAGCUGCCAUUCUGAAGAAACACAACCUUUUUGAGGACAACGUAAACUUGCCUUAUGAAAGUGUGUCCAGUUUAACUGACUUGAAGACCCCUUCAGGAUCAGCACAAGCCAGUCCUGCUAAGAAACUGUCCACCACUUUAACAGAAACAUCAGAUACUGAAACUCAAAGUAAUGAACUGCUUGUUGUGUCAGAAAAAAUGAUCCAGGAGAAGUGUCAUGAUGCUAGAAAGCCAUCAGACAAUGAAGAAGCAGUUUAUGUCAAUGUGUCUAGCAGUCCCGCAAUUAGUAGAGAAAAGGUGAUCAUUACAGACAUCACUGACAAACCAGCGUCUCAUCCUUUUACUCCUAAGGAAGAAAAGGAUGUGGAGGAAAUAACUUCCCAGAAUGAAAAUGCAGUGGAGACCAAGUUUGGAGGGAACACUGAAAAAGAAAAUAAGGUACAAGAAGAGGAGAGAAGUCUUACAGUCCCUGGUACUGUGAAUGAGAUCAGAAGCUUGCUGAUGGUGACAGUUGAAUUACCAGCAGUUGCUCCAUCUGAGAACAAAAAGGAAGUGGCAAAUGAAUAUGAAAUUUUGAAGUGGCAAGAACAUGGUGAAGAGAGUGAUGAAAACAGCAAAACUAAUGCAGAAACCGAUCAAACAGACCAGGUAGUGAAUAAAGAAGUAGAACAUUCUGAGCUGAAGGUGGAGCAGCCACCUCCAUCCAGUUUUGGUACAGGUGAUAUGAAAUCAAUGAUCAUUUCAGAGGCAGGCAACCAUGCGACUCAAGCAGAAUGUUUGGAGGUUGCUGAAAAACUGGAUAUGUCUCAAAAGUCAAAGGCAGAAAUGGAGACUAACCAAAGUGUCUGGUAUACUGGUCUGGAAAGCUGCAAAGGUCUUCAUGACAAAUCGCAACCAGAGGCACACACCGAAAGCAUAGUUGGAGACAGAAGAUCUGAUCUGGAGGAAGCAGGUGAAGAUCACAUUCAUGCUGACCCAAUGGAAACAGAGGUUGAGAGCUUUCCUGGGUGUUCUGCUGAAAGUCCUGAUGCAAUACAAGUACCCAUUCUGAGUAUUGAAAACUUAAGAAUAGAAACAACUAAUGAUUUUCAGGUUUCACUAGUGCUAGAGGAAGAUGAGCUUAGCACGGCAGAGGUUACAGUCGAUAUUAAAUCUGAAAGCUUUCCUGUUACUGUAACUGAUGAGUGUCAGCCAGCAGGUGCACCUUCUCUACGUGCUGAAAUCACAAGCUCCGUAGGAAGUGAAACUGUCACACAAGAAAACAGUGAGGACAGUUGUACAGAGCAGCACUCUGAAGAGUAAAAAGUGUUCUUCAGAAAUAUACAGCCCAAUCCUGCAGCCAUUACUCGCUCCAGCAGUUCUCUUGAAAUCAGGAAUAUUCACGAGUAAAGACUGCAGGAAUGGGCCUAAUUGCAGUGUUGCCAACUCUUGCAGUUUUAUCACAAGUUUUGCAGUACUUGGAGGGUUUUGUUGCAGGCCCAGUUGUUGGAAUCAGGUUAUUACCUGCGAAUCUCAGCUUUCAUUUUAAAAAAAGGUAAAUUUCUAGCCCUCAUUGUGGAGAAAAGCUUGAAAGCAUGACUCCCUAAAUGCUUGAACACGUCAAGGCAAAUAAAAAGAAUCAAAAAUUUAUAAAUCUCACAAAUUUUAAGACAACUUUAUAUUUUUUCGGGGGCCGACUCAUGUUUUUUGAAUGGUUGGGAUUGGCAAUAUUACAACUGGUCUUAACCGAAGUUAGUCAAUCAAAAUGUUAUUAAAUGAAUUAAUUUAGGAUCUGCAUUCAGUGUGUUAGAAGGAAAACAUUUAAAUCUCUCAAGUAAUUAAACAGGAAACAAAUAAUUAGUAGGUUGUUCAGCAGCCAAAUUGCAUGUAAACUUUGAAUUUUGCAAGCCAACUGAUUACUUAAGUAUCUUAAAGUUUUGACAGAGAUUAAGACAAUGAAAUGUUCUGAUUUUUUUGCUAUAUUUAAAACUGGGAAAACACUGGGAGCAGGUUUCUCAAUCCCACUCUGCACUUCUGGGUUACACAGCCUUUCAGAGCACUUUACAGCUAUUUUCUUUCUUUUCUUUUUUUGGAUCUAAUGAGAAUAUUUACAAUAAAACCAGCUAGCACCCUUAUGCAGCACCUACCUACUGCACUUCCUAGUAUACAGUACAUUCACCCACAAUCCAAAAUACUAAGGUCUGAACUGCAGUACUGCCACACGCAUAAGACUGUAUCACCAAAUCUCAAAAGCAUGUGAAAUCAGAACGAAGUAUGAAAUGUCCCAUAUACCAUAAUCAUACCAUUUACUCUCCAAUUUCUUGAUGCAAUGGAAGGGAAAGUAGUUAAGGAAUAGCCAGUUGUGCUUAGGUUUUGGGAGACAAACUGGUCAUAUUUUCAAAAGUAGCUUCAAAAAUCAGCAAUGCACAGAAAAUCAUAGAGGUGAAAAAUGGAGUUUUAGUAAGUUGAGCAUUAAAAUUGUAUCUGCAAUUUUAGAGGUUGGUUUGAGAUACCUUAAAAGUUUGGCCCAGGGAAUAAGUACAAUUUAAUGUGAGUAAGGGUUGCAGAAUUGGACCCAUAAAGAAUAAUACUGGAAAGUAAUGUCCUUUUCAAGCGAUAAUAAAGAUCUGACAGCAUAACCUCAGUCUUGUUGGCAUUUAACUGUAGGAAAUUUUGUAAGGUCCAUAGCAUGAGACAAUCAAACUGUUAUAUAGUACUAACAGGGAAGUGACACUAUCUGAACAGACAAACAUCUGUUUGGAAAUGCCAUGAUAUUGGUUAACUUGAUCAAGUGGAAGGUUGCUGUUGUGAAAUAAAUGCUACUACAAGGAGUAUUUAUACAUCAUAAUUAUAGGAAUAAAGUCAAAUACCAGAUUUUUUGGAGGACUGGUCAUGAAUGUUUGUUUGAUGCAGAAAUGUUCAUACUAAAGUGUCACACAACCAACUGUCAACUAACUGUCUUAUGGAUCAUUCCAGAUUUUUAUUGAUACUGAACAUUAAGGAGUGAUUUCAACUGUGCUUGACAAUUAAUCAGUGCAUGUCUCUUGUAACCCUUUCUUUGGUUGAAGGACAUAUUUCCAGUUUAGAAUACUGUGUGAUAGAAGAAUAGCAGGAUAGUAGCAAUUAUCUCCUACAUACAAGACUGCAUUUUACAACUAAAGCUAUUUAGAAAUGAAAUUCUUUUGAUGUACUUUCUAUAUCGGGGUAGGCAACCUAUGGCACAUGUGCAAAAGGUGGCACGCAAGCUGAUUUUCAGUGGCACUCACACUGCCCGGUUCCUGACCACUGGUCCUGGGGGCCCUGCAUUUUAAUUUAAUUUUAAAUGAAGCUUCUUAAACAUUUUAAAAACCUUAUUUGCUUUACAUACAACAAUAGUUUAGUUAGACUUAUAGAAAGAGACCUUCUAAAACCUUUAAAAUGUAAUACCAGCACGCGAAACCUUAAAUUAGAGUGAAUAAAUGAAGACUUGGCACACCACUUCUGAAAGGUUGCCGACCCCUGAAUCUAUAUGUACAGAACAAAAGAGAAUUUAACAUAAACGUUCUCCUCCAAAGUAAUAUUUAAUCAUUCACAUUACAGGUUUAGAUUUAGGGAAAUACUUCUCUGUAGACACCUGGUAAUUCGGUGUUGACUACAAAUGUUUAGUGUGGUUGGUUUUUUUGUAAGUAGAAUAGGGAAGAACUGAGAAGACUCAUCUCAUAUAUUAUCUUUUGUUCUACAGUUUUGAAUUCAGGUUAUUCAUAUCAGUAGGUGUUUGUUCUGUGUUUUUAUUUACAUUUUUCUUGGUUUCUUAUGUACUAAGAUUAAGGAUAAACAGUUGCAUGCCCCACCUCAACAUAGUCUUGGAACAUAAAAUGUAUUUGCUUUAUUCUGAAUGGAGUAGCACAAAGCAGUCUAUGGUGUCAAGGAUCUGUCCCCUGGUAUUUCCAUCAUUGGAAGGUUGCUUUGGACCUUUGAUCAAUAGAAAUAGUUUAUUGAUUAAUCAUAAUUUUUUGUGUGCAAUUUUCUUAGCAUUUCCAGCAACAUUAUCCAGAUUGAAUUUUCUUAAAGUACAGCUAAUAAGACUUAUUCCUUUACCUCAUAAGUUGGGGGUGUAAGAAUUAAUUGGUUAAGAGUUCUAAAGUGCAUUGAAGAGGAAAAGAGCUAUAUAUGUAUUAAGUAUUGUUGUUGUUGUUAUUAUUAUAUUUCUAUUGACUACCAGCUUGAGUAGACAAAACAAGAAACACAUUAUAACUUGCUUAUAACUUUGUAAAGUGCUUAUAACUAAAUAAAAUAUGGUCAUCCCUUUCA
Molecule: messenger RNA, 6237 nt
Organism: Chrysemys picta bellii (western painted turtle)
Lineage: Eukaryota; Metazoa; Chordata; Testudines; Emydidae
Gene: NIBAN1
Product: niban apoptosis regulator 1
Source: RefSeq, a predicted model, not a curated record